AUGAAUAAUGAAAAUUGUAUAAUUCAUGGUAUGAGUCUGGAUUUCUAUUGUAAGAAAUGUGGUGAUCUCAUUUGUGAGGUGUGUUGUAACGACUUUAUGCAUCGUGAACACGAGAAGCAAUCGUUUGACGAAGUACUCAAGAAUGAAGAAGGACAGUACGGCAAGAGAAUGGUACACCUCUGGGAUGUAAUCAAAGAGAAUAGCAAGAUGUUGGAUCACCUCGAGAAAAACAAUAAGAUCAUCGAGUGGCAUUACCGUGACUUGCACGAACUGCUGCGUGUCGAAGAGGAGAACAACAAACAACCACUGAAAGUAGAACGUGAGAAAUCCGAAGAUCAGAUACUCUCGGCAAUAAAAGAGUUGAAAACAAUCAACAACCUCAUAUUGAAUAUCAACAAGAGAAACAGCAACAAGUCAAAGUCAACAGAGUCGUCAGAGUUGGACGGUGCAGCUGCAGCUACAGACACCACACCAGAUUCAAACACAACAACACCAGUGUUACUAGGAAACAAACGUAAACAUGAAGAAACAUUAGAACAAGAACAAAUAGAACAACAAGAUAACAAUAAUAAUAAUACUAAUAAUAAUAACGAGAAAGAUGAAGGAGAUGAAGAUGAAGAUGAAGAAGAUCAAAUGGAUAGCUAUUAUAAUAACGAUUAUCUGACGAAUAUCAAUACGGUUCAAAGUAAAAUUCAAGAGAGCGAUAGUUUGGAAUCAUUUUUAAAGAAGAACAAAAAGACGUUGUUCAAGUUGGACGAGAUGGAGAGAGAAGCAUCGCUGAAUUCGCAGUUCAAGGAGUACAAGCAGUCAUUCAAGAUCGAGAGUGCACCGAAACCGAUCAACUACGAGGUAUCAUUCGAUAGCAGGGAGGUCAAUGAAAUCAAAAAGAAGCUGACAACACUGUACAGGCUGAAAGAUACAGCGAGAGUAGCGAAAACCGAACUAUUUACACUGGGUGGCAAUGGUGCAUUCACAAUGAACCUGGAGAGCAAAAAGUGGGUAAAGUGUGUCACCGAAGCAGCCAAACGAGAUCAAGCUAUCAACUCUGUUGUCUACGCCAGAAACAACAUCUACAUAUUCGGCGGAGACAAAAGCAUUGCUACCUACACAAUUUUCUCACCGAAAACAAUGCAAUAUAUUGCAUGUGAACCUUUGAAGAGAAAUGAUAUUAUUCAAGGAAGUAAAUGUGUUUCAACUUGUUAUGAUGGUGAUAAAACUAUAUAUUUAUUGGGUGGUCGUUCGGAUAAAGGAAAUAUAUUGUCGUUGGAUUCGUACGAUUUGGAUACAAAGGAAUUCAAGAAGCUGUUGGAUUUGGAUCAGCAGCGACACGGUGCUUUCAGUUGCUACUUGGAUGGCAAGGUUUAUUUUCUCGGUGGAUUCACUAUAUCGGGUCACGGACAGUUUGGUGAAUUCAAAUCGAUACUGCAAUACGAUUGUGCCACCAACAAGUUGGAGAUGUACAUAAAUGAACUACCGUUGUUUGGAAAGACCAUUGGCUGUUGUUUCGAUGGUAUCGAUAGUAUCUAUCUGUUGGUUAGCAAUGGUAACUUCCUAAAGAUAACAAUCCCAACGAAAAGCACUACAUCAUUACGCUCACCUUCCAUACCAAAGUAUCCAGACACCAGAAGACCACUGAUUUACGUCUCGAACGAAAACGAUCCGUCCAUCUACUUUAUUGGCAGUACAAAGUAUGGUAAUCAUUGCUUCUCUCUGAAAACCAAUUCUUGGAUUCAACUAUUAACAGAGACUAACGACGUAGACAUAAACGCAAAUGCUGUCAACGAAAAAUCAAUAAUAUUCUACAAUCAUGACAUUUACUCAGAUCCUAGAAGAGUAGAACAUGACUGUUUUAUAAACGGAUUUGGUGUUCUCAAAACAAAAACCAAUGAGGUGAGUCCUGCAAAUCCACAACAAGCAAUCAUGGCGAUGAUGGCUCAGUUUCUCCCACAAUUAACCGGUCAAGCUGUACCACAGCAACCUCUUCAACAACCUCUUCAACAACCUCCUCAACAACCUCUUCAACAACCUCCUCAUCAACAUAUAGAUCAUCAAGAAGAAGAAGAGGAAGAGGAGGAAGAAGAAGAGGCUGAGGUAGAAGGUGAACUAAAUAAAUAA
This is a messenger RNA of Heterostelium album PN500, 2115 nucleotides long. RefSeq lists its product as uncharacterized. NCBI's taxonomy places the organism in Eukaryota, Evosea, Eumycetozoa, Acytosteliales, Acytosteliaceae. Gene Ontology annotation, molecular function: protein binding; zinc ion binding. The transcript has 5 exons. Bases 1 to 2115 code for a protein of 704 amino acids. The record is from RefSeq and is a predicted model, not a curated record.